UGACAGUGUGGACUUGACAGGUCAAUCAAUUCAUAUUAAUUCAUAAAGUUUAUUUUUAAUAUACACUGCACAGUCCAAUAUUUAAAUUAGUUUUUAAAGAUAUAGUAUACGCCUGAAUAAAAUAUUAAUAUGAAAAGAAAUCUAGACAUGAAAUGUAAAGAUAAUUUUAUGAAACGAUUUAAAUAUUACAAAUCAAAUAAACCAGAACCAUCACUUGAUAAAGUUGUUAGAAUACAAUAUGAUAUCCCAAUUGAGGUAAACAAUAUUUCUAAUGUUAUAGAAGAAGACUCAAGAACUAAACUGCUAGGUUUAAGAAAUUUUACAGACUGGAAGACAUAUACAUUUAUGAAACAUACUGGUUUAUUUUUAAUAGCAAAUCCAUUUACAAGUUUAGGACAAAGAUAUUGGAUCAGAAAAUGUUUAGAAGAUUAUCCUAGGAAGCCCAAUAAAACAAAUAUUGAUAUUGAAAAACAAAUUGAAGAUUGGUGGCGAGAAAUACACAAAAGUGAUGAAUUGGAUAGGAAAAUGCAGAAAAAAUUGAGAUGGACAACAUUAGGGUACCAUCACAACUGGGACACUAAAGUGUACUGUGAAAAAAAUAGGAAUAUAUUUCCUUCAGAAUUAGCAGAGUUAUGUGAUGUUGUAGCCCAAUAUCUGGGCUACACAAAUUUUAAUGCACAAGCUGCUAUUGUUAACUAUUAUCAUAUGGGAUCCACACUCUCAGCUCAUACUGACCAUUCAGAAGUGAAUUUAGAAGCACCACUAUUUUCGUUCAGUUUUGGUCAGUCUGCAAUAUUCUUGAUAGGCGGCCAGGAGAAAUCACAUGAACCAUCAGCUAUUCUUCUCAAUAGUGGUGAUAUACUUAUUAUGUCAAAGGAAGCCAGACUUUGUUAUCAUGCCGUGCCUAAAAUAUUACAAGCAUCAGAUCAACCAUGGAAUAACCAUGAGGAAUUAAUACAAAUUACUGAUAAUGGUAAAACUAAAUAUAUAAAUGAAGAAACAAUAAUUAAAGAAGUAAAUAGAAAUAUUGAUAAUAAAGAGUGGACUCAGUUCAAUAGCUAUGUUGAAGAAUCUAGAAUAAAUGUGAAUGUUAGGCAAGUGUUAAUGGAAAAUCAAGAAAGAUUAGAUAGUUGAUAUGAUAUGAUAUGAUAAUAUACUAAUUUAUUUACAAUUUUA
Vanessa tameamea is the source of this 1176-nucleotide messenger RNA. It is a transcript of the gene AlkB, whose product is annotated as AlkB. Lineage: Eukaryota; Metazoa; Arthropoda; Insecta; Lepidoptera; Nymphalidae. The transcript is spliced from 4 exons. The record is from RefSeq and is a predicted model, not a curated record. Gene Ontology annotation, biological process: oxidative RNA demethylation. Gene Ontology annotation, molecular function: ferrous iron binding; oxidative RNA demethylase activity; broad specificity oxidative DNA demethylase activity. The coding region runs from base 130 to 1134 and encodes 334 amino acids. Gene Ontology annotation, cellular component: nucleus; cytoplasm.